GGCUCUCGCCUGUUGCAUUUCCCCUCCCGGCGCUCCUUUCUACAGGUGGGGACUACAGCGGUCCGUGGCGGCAGUGGCGAGGAGGGGCGUCGGUGAAGCUCGCGUGUUGUUUGUGCGGGGGUGGCCUCGCGGAGGAGCGGAGGAGAACCCACUGGGAUGGGCACUAGAGUGUUACAAUGAUCUGCGCAGAGCGGAGUGGUCUCUGGAGAUGCCUGAUGGUCUGUUCUGAGGAGCAGCUAGCAGCAUGAUGGACCCGGCCAGGGACCACUUACCCCUGAGACGGACUACAGAAAAACUCCCAGAGAUGGAAGUCCAAGUCAAGAGUCACCUGUACCCAAGGAGAUGGCGGCGGCAGCAGCAAGUACCUGUGGUCGAUUUCCAGGCGGAACUGAGACAGGUAUUCUCAGCCGAGAUGCCAAGAGGUGGUUAAAGUGGUACUGGAACAUCUAGGUAGCUGAUUUCCAAGUGAAGUAAAAUAUUAUCCAUGGGGGGGCGGGGGUGGUGAUGGUGUGGGACCUCUUACAAUGAUCUACAAGACCCUCAUGAUCUUAUCUCCAACCUAGUCAACCUCUCUGACCUAAUUUUGCACAACUCUUCAGUUUUGCGCUGGACGCAGGGCCUCCUUGCUAUUCUCCACACACAGUCCUACCUGGGCCUUUGCGCUAGCCGACCUUUGUGCCGGGGAUGCUUCCUCCCCCUCCCCCUCCGUGAUUGACUCCCUCACCUCCUUCAAGUCUUUGCUUGAAGCAUAGCACCUUCUCGUGUAACCUCUUCUGAGCACCCACUAACAGCUAACACACUAAUUAAUUCACCUAUUGUGUCCAUUGUUGAUUUUCUCCCACUCCCUCUGCCCCUUCUACAAAACAUGAACGCCAAGAGGCCUUUUUGUUACCAGUUCCUCAAAGUGUCUGGCACAACAACAAACAGUUGUUGAAUGGGCAAACAAUGUCAUCAAA
Molecule: messenger RNA, 956 nt
Organism: Acinonyx jubatus (cheetah)
Lineage: Eukaryota; Metazoa; Chordata; Mammalia; Carnivora; Felidae
Product: SNRPN upstream reading frame protein-like
Cellular component (GO): nuclear speck
Source: RefSeq, a predicted model, not a curated record